AUGAGCAAGUGGGCAAUAACGUUGAGCAGCUAUGACAUCACUUAUCAACCUCGGACAGCGAUAAAGUCACAAGCAUUAGCGGAUUUUGUGGCUGACUUUAGCCCUACACUAGAGGCAAUAGCCCAAACAGAGGUAAGUAUGCUUGAAGUUAAUACGACUAACAGUAAAUGGAUCUUGCAUGUAGAUGGAUCUUCCAACUUUCGGGGUGCCGGUUUAGGCGUAUUGCUAAAGUCGCCACAAGGGGACAUCAUAGCCCGAGCUAUCAGUUGCGACUUCAAAGCUACCAACAACGAGGCAGAGUAUGAGGCGCUGUUAGCAGGAUUAACAUUGGCUAAAGACUUAAAAGCUACUGAAGUUGAAGCAUAUAGUGACUCAUUGCUCAUCGUCAGCCAAAUAAAAGGGGAAUUUGCCGCCAAAGACUCCAAAAUGACGGCAUAUUUGGACGCCGUCCAAUCAAAGGUAAAAUUGUUUGAUAAAUUUGACAUCUUUCAGAUUCCCAGGGACCAAAACACGCAAGCAGAUGCAUUGGCAAACAUUGGGUCAGCCAUGAGAAAGUCAGGGUUCAAAAGCAUACCUAUAGUGCAUCUGUCGGCGCCAGCGGUCCACAAAGCAACCACAGCUGAUAAAGUCAACGACAUCGCGACGGACGUUAACGACAUUGACGUCAGUAAUGCUGCUACUGCGUCAACAAGCUGGCAGACCCCGUUCAUCCAAUAUCUUAAGGAUGGCAUCCUCCCCGAAGACAGGCUGCAAGCCAGAAAGGUACGAUUCAGGGCUUCUAUGUAUGUUUUACUUGACGGUAUACUCUUUUGGAAGUCCAUUGCAGGACCAUACCUAAGAUGUCUCGACGGCGACGAAUGCCGGCAAGUGUUACAAGAGAUGCACGACGGAUGUUGCGGCAAUCAUUCGGGAGGACGCAGCCUGUCAAACAGGACUUUACGCAUGGGAUAUUAUUGGCCGACGUUACGACAAGACGCCGUCGAAUACGCUAAGAAAUGCGACGCCUGCCAGCGACAUGCCGCCAUGUCACACAAACAUGCAGAAAGGCUACACCCUACUAUCACCCCUUGGCCCUUCAUGAGCUGGGGAAUGGACAUCGUCGGAAAACUCCCUCAAGCACCGGGGCAAAAGGUGUUUAUGUUAGCUUUGACAGACUAUUUCUCCAAAUGGAUUGAGGCUGACUCCUUCACUCAGGUACGCGAUAAAGAGGUUAUUACUUUUAUAUGGCGUAACAUCAUAUGCAGGUUCGGCGUCCCUUCUGAAAUCAUCUGUGACAACGGUUCUCAAUUCAUAAGCACACCCACGAGAAAUUUCUUGGCCAAGUGGAACAUACAACUCAGCACCGCGACGCCUAGGUACCCGCAGACCAACGGUCAGGCCGAGUCUAGCAAUAAAUCAAUCCUCAAAGUCAUCAAGAGGCGUCUCAAAGCAGCCAAAGGUAAAUGGGCGGAGGAGCUCCCGUCAAUUCUCUGGGCAAACAGAACUACUCCUAGGACGGCGACGGGGCAAACUCCUUUCUCCUUAGUCUAUGGAUGCGAAGCUGUCCUUCCCCCUGAGGUACGUGUCCCGACAUCACGUUAUGGGUUAUUGACGCCAGACAGGAAUGACGAAGAGCUAAGUCAUGACAUCGUGACGAGUGAAGAAUUAAGGGAGGCGGCCUUUGUUCGAAUGGCGUCACAACAGCAGAUAGUGACCAGGAGCUUUAAUAAAAACGUCAAGGCUAAAAACAUUUAG
Molecule: messenger RNA, 1734 nt
Organism: Beta vulgaris subsp. vulgaris (sugar beet)
Lineage: Eukaryota; Viridiplantae; Streptophyta; Magnoliopsida; Caryophyllales; Amaranthaceae
Exons: 1
Coding region: 1-1734 (577 amino acids)
Biological process (GO): DNA integration
Molecular function (GO): nucleic acid binding; RNA-DNA hybrid ribonuclease activity
Source: RefSeq, a predicted model, not a curated record